AUGGCGCCGACGAUGACGGCCGCGCUCCUCGCGCGGGCGACGGCGCUCCUCGCGCUCCUCGCGCCCGCGGCGGCGAUCGAGCCGAAGAGGCGCGUCCCGCGAGCCGUCUCCCGCCGUCCCGCUAAAAACUCAUCAUCAUCUCAUCAUUCAAAAGGCGUUUCCCUCAUGCGCCCGUCGCACCCCUCGCGCGAGGCGGUGUACGCCGGACAACACAACCCCCUCGCCGCGAUCGAGCCGUCGUCCCUGCGCGAGACCCCGCCGCGUCUUCGCCGUCGCGCCGAACCCAGCGCGGUCGACGAAGACGACGACGCGUCGUCGUCGUGGUGGACCUCGGACGGCUUCAAGCUCUCCGUCCGCGUCGUUCGCGACGACGCGAACGACGCGAGCGAUGACCCCGCGUGCGUCGCGCGCUGCGAAGACGUCGUCGAGGUGCGCGUGACGCUGACGGAGGACGGCGCGAGCAACGCGUCGAGCGCCGCGCCGGCGCGCGAGCGCGAGCGCGCUCGUCACUGGGUCGGGGCGUACGCGCCUCCGAGAGCCGACGUGACCGCCGUCGCGCCGGUAAAAUACGCCGUGCUCUCCGAGGUGGAUCCGGAGUACCUCGUCGCCGGCGUCGCGACCGCGCGGUUCCGGGUCGCGUGCGCGCGGUACGACUACGACUUCGUGGUGUUCGCGGACGACUGGGAGAAACGGCAGCGGUGGAGGGAGGACAAGGUGGCGGAGGCUGUGGCCGUCGCGCGAAGGCGCGUGACGUGGAGCAGCGGGAGGUCCGCGGCGGCGAACCCGCGGCUGUCGUGGUGGCGGGGACCGAGCGAGGCGAACGCGUCGACCGUCGUCGCCGCGACGACGGCGACGCCGUUCGCUCGGUCCGAACUGUGCGGCGCGCCCGCGAACUCGACGGGCUGGCGCGACCCGGGGUUUCUCCACGCCGCGAUCGUCCGCGCGCCGGCGGGCGCGUGCGGCGGCACGUUGUCGUACAGACUGUCUGACGACGCCGGCGGGUCGUUCCCGCCGCCGGACGCGCCGCCGCUGACAAUCGCCGUGCCGCCCUGCGCGUAUCGUGAUCAAGGGAGAAACGAAACGGCUCCUUUUCGGCCGUUUACGAUCGCGAUGUUCGCGGACAUGGGCCGAGGCACGGACGAUGACGCUCGGACGUGGCAAGAGUACGGCUCGCCGGCGUUUAACGUGUCCAAGCGACUCGCUUCGGACGCCGGCGCGGGCGUCGUCGACGCGGCGUUCUUAUUCGGCGAUCUGUCCUACGCGACCGGAUACGGCAGCGUGUGGGACGAGUGGGGGGAGCAGAUCACGCCGUGGGCGUCGAGAGUGCCGUUCCUGACGUGCGUCGGGAACCACGAGUACGACGCGACGCCUGACACGUGGCAACACGUGAACCACACGUCGUCGGGGAAGAUUUCCCCCCGGGAUUUGUACGCGUCGGGGGACAGCGGCGGGGAGUGCGGCGUCCCCGCGCGCGCGCUGUAUCGCGAACCCAGACCCUUCGCGGGCGGUAAAGAAGACACUAGUGCCAAUAAAACCGGCGGCUGGUGGGCCGCGACCUUGGGGCCGAUACGAAUCGUCUCGAUGAACACCGAGGUCGACUUCGCCCCGGGGUCGCCGCAGCACGCCUUUCUGGAAGCCGCGCUGGCGACCGCGAACCGCAACCGCGCGGAGACGCCGUGGGUGUUCUUCGCGGGGCACCGACCGAUGCUCCUGGACUCCGACUUCGGCGCGAGAUACCCGGCGUUCCACCGCGACGCGCGCGGGGGGGAAUACGGCGACGACACCUCGGACGUCGGCGUCGCGUUGAAGCUCCAGAAGCACGUCUGGCCGCUCGUCGCGGCGCACAAAGUCGACGCGGUGUUCGGCGGUCACAACCACGUGUACCAGCGCCACUGCGCGUUCGACGCGACGCGCGCGGGGAAGACGCGGAAGUCGUACGGGACGCGCGGGUGCGUCGCGCGGAGCGAGCCGACGAUCGACGCGAACGGGGACGUCGUGCACGCGUACGCGGCGACGGGCGCCGCGGUGAGCUUCGUCGUCGGCUCCGCGGGCGCGGGGUUCACGAAGACGGCGACGUAUAACGCCCCGUUCUCGGACGUUACCAUGUACGAGUACGGGUACUUACGAAUCACCGUGGUGAACCGGACGCACCUGUACGGCGAGUUUCAAGAGACGCAGUUCGGGAAGGGCGUUCUGGAUCGGUUCGCGAUCACGCGGCGCGACGACGACGACGACGACGCGGACGCGGACGCGCCGACGACGAAACGAAAACGCUCGUUCGGUAGCGGUUACACAUCGGAGGAGGAGGAGGUGGAAGAGACCGAAGCCGGCGCCGCGCUCGCGGCGCUCGCGUGGCUGACGAUCGUGAUCAUCGUCGCGUGGGGCGCGCGCGCGUGUUGCCUCCGCGGCCGCCGAGGGUUCCGCGACGAGCGCGUCGCGGACGAUGACCUCGCCGACGAAACCGACAAAGAAGAAGCGCUCAUCGUCUCGCGCGUGUGA
Molecule: messenger RNA, 2499 nt
Organism: Micromonas pusilla CCMP1545
Lineage: Eukaryota; Viridiplantae; Chlorophyta; Mamiellophyceae; Mamiellales; Mamiellaceae
Exons: 4
Coding region: 1-2499 (832 amino acids)
Molecular function (GO): hydrolase activity
Source: RefSeq, a predicted model, not a curated record